GGGACCUCUAGCUGGCCGUCAUAAAUUGUUGUGUUUUCAUCUUGUCAUUUUUCUAUAUACUCUUCCUACUUUCUUUUUGCCUAACAGUGCUUCUAUACGUUCUAGUUAGCGGUUGUGUACUCUUUCCAAAAAAUUUAGUCUUCAAGCCUAGGUCAUUUAUUCUAAACUUCACAAGUGCAAAUGGCCAUUUACCUGUUCAAAAAAUGGAAGGCGACAAAGGAAAACCCGUCAACCCCAUCAGGUCCCUCCACAAAACCAGAAUCUUCAAAACCUUGCAAACAUAGAAAUAACGUCCUAGGACUCACGUCAGAAGAGCAAGACUCAGCAAUCCCUCUAGAAUCUCAAGCAAGAAAUGUCGAAGGUAAAGAAGGUACCCAAAACGAAUCACAGAUAGGCAUAUCUUAUGAUGGACCAAGUACUCUUUGUGAACAAGACAAAAAAGCAUUAAGUAGGUAUAGGUGGAGGUUAACUGCUGGACUGAUGUUACCAUAUAUGGUUCAAGGACUAGAUCUUACCAUUAUUGCUGGUGCUUUACCUUUCAUUGCUUCGGAUUUCAGUAAGUUUUUGACUCUUUAUUUUCUUCAGCAUUCACCACAGCUAAUGGCUUUCAAGAUCAGCUAUCGCAACUGAAUUGGAUUAUCUCCGCGUUCAAUCUAAGGGCAACGACUUUCAUACCCGCUUGGGGCCAACUCGCUGACAUCUUUGGCCGGUAUGCAGCUCUCCAAGCAGCCUUGAUUCUUACUUUAAUUGGAAGUGCUCUCUGUGCUGGGGCACCAGUAACUGCUUUUACCAUGUUGCUUUUCGGUCGAGUUCUCCAAGGAUUAGGUUGUUCCGGACUCUUAAUAUUGACCAAAGUUCUCCUUGCUGAUAAAGUCUCACUCAAAGAAAAUGCUAAGAACAAUAGCUUAUUUGCUGUUGUCGGUGGCCUUGCUUAUGGAUUUGGACCUGUUAUCGGAGGAUAUCUGACUCAAGUUUCCUGGCGAUGGUGCUUCAUAAUUAAUAUCCCUAUUGCGCUAGUGGGCAUGAUUGGUGCACAUUUUCUUCUUCGACCAAUAUUGCUCGGGCCUCAAACAAUCAGACGAACUUAAGAUGGUACUGAAAUGUAAGGGCCUCAGGCAUUCUUGAGGAGACUUUCAACACUUGACUUUGGAGGACAAUUCCUAUUUCUCUUCGGGAUGGGCCUUUUUAUUCUUGCCAUUACCUGGGUGGAGCAUACUACCCCUAGUCGGAUGUCAAGGUGAUCGUUCCUCUCGUCCUAGGUUCUAUUCUCCUCAUACUAUUUCUCGUCUGGGAAUACCUCAUGAUGCC
Messenger RNA from Sclerotinia trifoliorum, 1308 nucleotides. NCBI's taxonomy places the organism in Eukaryota, Fungi, Ascomycota, Leotiomycetes, Helotiales, Sclerotiniaceae. The record is from the annotation of a GenBank genome assembly.